Messenger RNA from Phragmites australis (common reed), 2310 nucleotides. RefSeq names its product protein CHLOROPLAST IMPORT APPARATUS 2-like. The coding region runs from base 748 to 2073 and encodes 441 amino acids. Gene Ontology annotation, cellular component: nucleus. Lineage: Eukaryota; Viridiplantae; Streptophyta; Magnoliopsida; Poales; Poaceae. The record is from RefSeq and is a predicted model, not a curated record. The transcript has 3 exons. Gene Ontology annotation, biological process: regulation of DNA-templated transcription.
CCUUUUCUCGGUCCUCUCUCUCUUCUCUCCCAGGCUCUUAAGCCCUUCCUAUUCCUCGUUUUACUUCCUCAAAUCUUUUCCUUUCUCGUUAUCAUUAACGAAUACUUACAACGAUCCAAAUAGAAGGUCUUGCUGCUGCCGGCCUCAAAUUCCUAUUCGAACGCAACCUGUCAGCCCAGCCUUUUUCCCAGCUGCUCUGUUUUGUCCGCCCCAUUCAGUCCAACUGCGCGUCCUCUGUCCCUCCCGUGCUCUUCAUUUCUUGCUCAAAUUGCGGCAGCACGAGUAGGUCCUGAAUAAAAGUAUGGGCUCUUGUUUACUUUUUGAGUUUGUCCAUUGUUCGAGGUUGGUGCGGUGGUGGUGGCGAUGCUGCUUUGAUUAGCGAUCUGCUGUUUCUUAGGUUCCUUAAUCGCUUAUUUUUCUUUUAGUGAUCGCUUUUUCCCAAGAUUGCAUUUUUACUUGUCGGCUACCUUUUGCUCUGUCUUCUAGGCGGCAGAGCAGUCGAGUGAACAAGAAAUUCCUCGGGUUCCACGCGCCUGUUUGGCGUUUUGGCCCUUUCCUUUCUUUCCGCUGGUUUUCUGGUGGGAGUCUGGGGGCUUUGCGUUUGGGUUUAGGAUGGCAUCUCGCCUAAUUUCCCCCUUCCAUUCGUGAUCUUUGAUUGUGGUUUCCCGAUUUGAUCCACCAAGCUGGAAUCUCUUAUUAGUCUUGGAAAGUUGCAAUCUUUCUGUGAAGUUUUUGUUGGAUCGAUCGAUGGCGUCAUCCUGCAUCCCGGCCGGCCUCCGGCUGGACCUGGAGAUGGUCAAGGCGGCGGCGGCGGGUGCGGUGCCGCCGCGCCCGGCGCACUCCGCGGCGUCCUCGACGCUCUCGGAGGCGUCGAACGCGUCCUCGUCGGCGAUGUCGUCGGUGGCGUCGCUGUCGCUGAAGCGGCCGCGCACGCCGCGGAAGCGGCCCAACCAGACGUACAACGAGGCGGCGGCGCUGCUGGCGUCCAUGUACCCCUCCGUCUUCCCCGUCGCGAAGGGCCUCGAGACGGCGCCGCCCCGGCUCCUCGGCCUCGCCUCCGCCGUCGCCGACAACCCCGCCUGCUCCGACCUCCUCCCGCCGUUCCCCGUCCUUAGCCACGCUGCGUUUCUCCUCCGCGACUUGCCGAAGCCGCAGCCGACGCCGCGAAGCCCGGUCCCCGCAAAGAGUUGCCCGUCUCCGGCUGCCGUGAGCAGCGUCUUCAGCGAGUUCCGAGACCCGUCGCCGUCGUCUGCAACCUCUGACGCCGCGGUCGCCGACGAGCCGGGUGAGCUUGACUUCGAUGACGACGGCUUCGACGCCGACUCUAUUCUCGGCGUCGUCGAGGAGGUCGCGGCCGAGGGCAUCGACGGCAUCAUGGGCAAGCUCACCAUGGAGAGCAACGCGGUGACCGUGGCCAGCAUCAACUCCGACCUGCCCAGCUCCAGGAUACACCCAUAUCUCAGGAGCCUCAUGGUGCUCGGGCUCGGGUUCCGGCACGAUCAGCGCAACAUCACCCAAGCGCUGAAGCGGCAUAAUUUCGACCCUGAAUGGUGGAUGUACCCUGCCAUACCGGUGAAUGACAUUGCCCCAGCUCCGCCACCAUCAGUGGCAAUGCCUGCGGUGUCUGAGAAGAAGAGUAAGAAGAAGGGGGUGGGGAGGGAGAAAGACGUGGCCGUUGGGCAGUGCAAGAAAGAUGUGGAGGGGAUUCUUGACUCUGCCAAUGGUGAUACUGGAAUCUUGGCACUGCCAGAGUCGGGAUUGGGGCUGAGGUUGAACACUGGGGAGGUGCUCAAGGCGUGGUGUGGCAGAGGCUCUGUGUUCGCGAAUUGCAAUGCACCUGAUUCGCCAUGGUCCUCUGCCAAUGAACUUGUUAAACAUGCAGACAGUGAUAUGUUUCCAGAGAAUGGUGCUAGUGGUGUUAUCAGGGAAGGCAACAUUCUAAAAAUGCAGCACAAGGAGAAGCAGUGCACUCCCCUCCUCUUGAAUAAGAGCAGGUACUAUCGGCCUCGGGUCAAGGGAAGGUUUGUGAGCAAGGCUUAUCUUCUUCAGCAAGCAUCAGAGAAAGAGAGCUAGAGAAGAUAAAUCCUACUCCUAGGGGUAUUUCUGGGGCUUCGCUCUCCCUCUCUAUGAGAAGCAGAAAAGCUUCUCCAUUUUCAGUUACGCAGUUCUAUACUACAUCGAGGGUAGAGAUGCCUGUAGAGUGGCUUGUCAUUGGGGAUCAGAUCCUGAUGGUUGUUAGGAAGUUUCUGCAGCUUCAAAUGCUGAUGUAAAGAAGACCAUGAAGUAGUAUCACAACCAGUUAACGGUACA